UGGUGACGUCGGAGGCGGGGCCUGGGCGGUGCGAAGAGGGGGCGCGAGAAUGGAGGUCCAGCCUGGCGGAGGUGGCGCGGGGGAGCGCGCGGCCGAGGACCCUGCGCCAGGCCCCAGCAAGGCCUCCGGCGGCGCCGGCCACUACGAGCUGCCGUGGGUUGAAAAAUACAGGCCAGUAAAGCUGAAUGAAAUUGUUGGGAAUGAAGACACUGUGAGCAGGCUAGAGGUCUUUGCGCGAGAAGGGAACCUGCCCAAUAUCAUCAUCGCGGGUCCCCCUGGAACUGGCAAAACUACCAGCAUCCUGUGUCUGGCCCGAGCCCUGCUGGGCCCGGCGCUGAAGGAUGCUGUCCUGGAACUCAACGCCUCCAACGACAGGGGCAUUGACGUCGUGAGAAAUAAAAUCAAAAUGUUUGCCCAACAGAAGGUCACCCUCCCCAAAGGCCGGCACAAGAUCAUCAUCCUGGAUGAGGCAGACAGCAUGACUGACGGAGCCCAGCAGGCCCUGAGGAGGACCAUGGAGAUCUACUCCAAGACCACGCGCUUCGCUCUGGCCUGCAACGCUUCCGACAAGAUCAUAGAGCCCAUUCAGUCCCGGUGCGCCGUGCUCCGCUACACCAAGCUCACGGACGCCCAGAUCCUGGCGAGGCUCCUGAGUGUCAUGGAGAAGGAGGAGGUGCGGUACACAGACGACGGCCUGGAAGCCAUCAUCUUCACCGCCCAGGGGGACAUGAGGCAGGCUCUGAACAACUUGCAGUCCACCUUCUCGGGGUUCGGCUUUAUCAACAGUGAGAACGUGUUCAAGGUCUGCGACGAGCCCCACCCGCUGCUGGUGAAGGAGAUGCUCCAGCACUGCGUGGAUGGCAGCAUCGACGAGGCCUACAAGAUCCUCGCUCACCUGUGGCAUCUGGGCUACUCUCCGGAGGAUGUCAUCGGCAACAUUUUCCGAGUGUGUAAGACUUUCCAGAUGGCCGAAUACCUGAAGCUGGAGUUCAUCAAGGAGAUUGGAUACACUCACAUGAAGGUCGCAGAAGGCGUGAACUCCCUUCUGCAGAUGGCGGGGCUGCUGGCCAGGCUGUGUCAGAAGACGAUGGCCCCGGUGGCCAGUUAGUACGAGACUCCAGGACCGGUGUGAACAGGCCCCACCCUCUGACGGGGACAUGCCCCCAGGAUGGCCCUGGGAGGCGCCUGGCUGAGCUCACUGGCCCCUGUCGCCCAAGCACAUGCAGGAGGGUGUGCAGGCCGGGUCCUGUGGGUGGCGGGAGGGCCUGGCCUCUGCCGAGCUGGCCUGUGCUAAUAAAGCUUCCCAUGUC
This is a messenger RNA of Sciurus carolinensis (gray squirrel), 1310 nucleotides long. It is a transcript of the gene Rfc2, whose product is annotated as replication factor C subunit 2. Gene Ontology annotation, molecular function: DNA binding; ATP binding; DNA clamp loader activity. Bases 50 to 1108 code for a protein of 352 amino acids. The transcript has 11 exons. Gene Ontology annotation, cellular component: DNA replication factor C complex; nucleus. The record is from RefSeq and is a predicted model, not a curated record. NCBI's taxonomy places the organism in Eukaryota, Metazoa, Chordata, Mammalia, Rodentia, Sciuridae. Gene Ontology annotation, biological process: DNA-templated DNA replication; DNA repair.